AUGGCUCCCACCGGCGUGACGGUGGUCACGGGCUUUUUGGGCGCCGGGAAGACCACGCUGGUGAACUACGUCCUGAACGCCGACCACGGGUACAGGGUCGCCGUCAUCCUGAACGACUUCGGCGCCGAGCUCGGCGUGGAGAAGAUGCUGGUGCAGGACAAGCCGGACGGGGACAACGCGGUGGAGGAGUGGGUGGAGCUCAACAACGGCUGCGUGUGCUGCACCGUGAAGGGAUCGUUGGUGCAGACCAUCGACAACCUGCUCGAGAAGCGCGCGUCGACCGGGCGCAAGUUCGACUUCAUCCUGCUCGAGACCACCGGGCUCGCGGAUCCCGGCCCGGUGGCUCAGGAGCUCUGGGUGGACGAUGAGAUCCUCGAGGAGGACGGCGCGGUACUCGACGCCGUAGUCACGCUCGUGGACGCCUCAAACAUCGAGCGGCAACUGUCCGAGGGGAAAGAGGCGUCGCUGCAGAUCGCGUACGCCGACACGGUGGUGCUGAACAAGUGCGACUUGGUCUCGGAGAGGGAUCUGGAGCGCGUUUCGGAACUCGUGGCGGGGAUCAACGCCGAGGCAAAGAUCGUCCGAUCCACCCGCAGCGUCGUGGACCUCGGCGUGAUCCUCAACCAAGGCGCGGUGUCGUCCGCGGGGCGCAAGGCGGGAACGAGACCGACGCUCGCCGGCGACUUGGCGCAAACCGCGCCCGCGCCGGGAUUCUGGGCGAGAGGGGUGGAGAAAUACGCGAGCCGCCCGCUCUCGGAGGUGCACGACGCGAGCAUCCGCACCGUGUGUCUGGUCGCGGACGGAAGGAUAGACGUCGGAAAGUUCGAAACGUGGCUCGAGGAGCUCCUGUGGGAGCGAGGCGCGGGCGGGGGACGCCAGCUGGAGGUUCUGAGGGCGAAGGGCGUGCUGUUCGCGGCGGAGGACGAGGGAACCGACAGGCGGCGCGUGCUCCAGGCGGUGCGAGAGGUGUACGAGAUAACCGAGGGUCCACCGGGUCGGGUCGGUGAGCGGCCGCUCAACAGGGUGGUGCUCAUAGGACGCGGCCUGAUGUCGCGCGAGGAGGAGCUCCUCGGAGGAUUGAAGGCGACGACGACGACGGCGGACGCGUGA
Micromonas commoda is the source of this 1110-nucleotide messenger RNA. RefSeq lists its product with no specific name. The transcript has 2 exons. Lineage: Eukaryota; Viridiplantae; Chlorophyta; Mamiellophyceae; Mamiellales; Mamiellaceae. Gene Ontology annotation, cellular component: cytoplasm. The coding region runs from base 1 to 1110 and encodes 369 amino acids. The record is from RefSeq and is a predicted model, not a curated record.